CAUUGGAUCCCUCAACGUACUGCGAGAGCCCGGUGUACAGCCCGGACCUGUGCCCCAACAUGAUCGCCGCGCAGGCCAAGCUGGUCUACCAGCUCAACAAAUACUACACGGAGCGGUGCCAGGCCCGCAAGGCGGCCAUCGCCAAGACCAUACGGGAGGUGUGCAAGGUCGUGUCGGACGUGUUGAAGGAGGUGGAAGUGCAGGAGCCGCGCUUCAUCAGCUCUCUGAGCGAGAUUGACGCCCGCUACGAGGGGCUAGAGGUGAUCUCGCCCACCGAGUUCGAGGUGGUGCUCUACCUCAACCAGAUGGGCGUCUUCAACUUCGUGGACGACGGCUCCCUGCCGGGCUGCGCCGUGCUGAAGCUGAGCGACGGUCGCAAGCGCAGCAUGUCCCUCUGGGUGGAGUUCAUCACCGCCUCGGGCUACCUGUCCGCCCGCAAGAUCCGCUCCCGCUUCCAGACACUGGUGGCCCAGGCCGUGGACAAGUGCAGCUACCGGGACGUGGUGAAAAUGAUCGCGGACACCAGCGAGGUGAAGCUCCGCAUCCGGGAGCGAUACGUGGUGCAAAUCACGCCCGCCUUCAAGUGCACCGGGAUCUGGCCGCGAAGCGCGGCGCAGUGGCCCAUGCCGCACAUCCCCUGGCCCGGCCCCAACCGGGUGGCGGAGGUGAAGGCAGAGGGCUUCAACCUGCUCUCCAAGGAGUGCUACUCGCUGACGGGCAAGCAGAGCUCGGCCGAGAGCGAUGCAUGGGUGCUGCAGUUCGGCGAGGCCGAGAACCGGCUGCUGAUGGGCGGCUGCCGGAACAAGUGCCUCUCGGUGCUGAAGACGCUGCGCGACCGGCAUCUGGAGCUCCCCGGGCAGCCCCUCAACAACUACCACAUGAAGACGCUGCUGCUGUACGAGUGCGAGAAGCACCCGCGGGAGACCGACUGGGACGAGGCGUGCCUGGGCGACCGGCUCAAUGGCAUCCUCCUGCAGCUCAUCUCCUGCCUGCAGUGCCGGCGCUGCCCCCACUACUUCCUGCCCAACCUAGACCUCUUUCAGGGCAAACCCCACUCGGCCCUGGAAAGCGCUGCCAAACAGACCUGGAGGCUAGCCAGAGAAAUCCUCACCAAUCCCAAAAGCCUCGACAAGCUAUAGGGUUCAAAUCCCCGCCGGCAAAACUCGCCCUCCGCAAACAACGACGGCGCCUAAAAACUUUCUAUUUAACUCAAACGACGACGGGAAAAGGCGACGAACGAAGAGCGCCCACCUGCAGCUCGGCCUUUAAGAACUCGCAGACGGGUUU
Molecule: messenger RNA, 1287 nt
Organism: Pezoporus occidentalis (night parrot)
Lineage: Eukaryota; Metazoa; Chordata; Aves; Psittaciformes; Psittacidae
Gene: MAB21L2
Product: mab-21 like 2
Exons: 1
Coding region: 60-1139 (359 amino acids)
Source: RefSeq, a predicted model, not a curated record